Messenger RNA from Rana temporaria (common frog), 2014 nucleotides. Its product is annotated as lamina-associated polypeptide 2, isoforms alpha/zeta-like. NCBI's taxonomy places the organism in Eukaryota, Metazoa, Chordata, Amphibia, Anura, Ranidae. The transcript is spliced from 2 exons. The record is from RefSeq and is a predicted model, not a curated record. The coding region runs from base 839 to 2014 and encodes 391 amino acids.
UGUGUUUCCCACCAGCGAAACAGUUUGUUAUUUUUUAUCAGACCUAAGGCCUGGGGCUGGUGGUCCCCCUCCGGGUACUGAGCAGUGGGUCCUGGGGGCCGUCCCUGCCUCAGCUUAAAGGUGUAAUGCCUGUCCCGGGGGGUUUUCCCCGUGUGAUAGGGGGGGGGGAGGAAGAUUGCAAACAAUACCCCCCUUCUUUCCUUUCUGUAGGAAUCCCUGGGAUAGUGGCUAUUCCAGUACUCCUAUGUGGCCAUGUUCCCUCUCCUCCAGGACCCCUUACCUGCUGGGCGGGUGUGAGGGCUUCCUCAGCGUGGCUCCGGUGUACUGUCCUCCCGGGGACAUUUUCGAAUGGAGCCAGCAGUCGACGCCGCGUCACAGGCGGCGCGCGGUGAUGACGAAGUUUCGCUUCCGGUCUUCACCAAAAUGGCGGCCGCCAGCGGCGUCGGCUCCUCGCUGUUCUCACUGCAGCAAGGAGGAGAGUGGCGCCUACACGACUUCGCUAUGGAGCGCGAGGAUCGUUCGCUAGCAGCCGCUGCCGAGGACACCACCAAGGGUGAGUCUGCCUCAGAAUGUCAGGGGGGCAUAUUGGACUGGGUCCUCUCCCCCCCCCCCCCUCUCCUCUCCUCUCACACUUGAUGUUUGAACUGUGAUAUAUUUUUUCUCUCCCCUUACAGGGGAGGAGGUUUCUGCCCAGGGGGAAGCUGCUAUUCUCUCCCUAAAACACACUUCCAAAACCAAGAGGUGUGGUAACUGUAGCAUUAAGCUGGCUGCAGAUUACUCCAAACUUCUUUGUGCCAAAUGCAUACAAAAAUUGACAGCAAAGGAAACUUCCCUGAUUAUGAAAGAAUUCCUAGCUGUCCAAUCCCAAAUGCUCUCCACAUUAAAGGAAUUUAAGGACACCUUAAAAAAUAGGGAUCCUGAGCCCAUAGCAGCCGGCCCCUCUUCUCAAGAGAGCUCAUCCACCCCAGUGCCACGAGUUUCCAGGGCUAGGGAGUCUCUCCUAUCUGACACCGAAGAUUCAGAGGCUCCAGAAGAUGGGGUAGUUGAUAGUCAUUCUGAGGAUGAGGAUGCCAGAUCAGGCAAAUAUAUUUUUUCUACAGAUGACAUGGGGGGUCUGCUGUCUGCUGUCUAUGCCUCUGAGGGGAUCCAGCAGCCAGCAGAGCUGGUGUCACCUCAGGACAGAAUGUACCAGGGUUUAGCUAAACCCCAGCCAAAGGUUAUCCCAGUCCAUCAGUCACUUAAAGAUAUAGUUCUGAGGGAAUGGGCUGAGCCUGAAAAGAAACUACUAAGGUACAAGACCUGGAAGAGGCGCUGUCCCUUUAAGGAGGAGUUAGAAAAUACUUUGUUUAAAACUCCUAAACUAGAUGCAUCUCUAGCCCAACUCUCCAGGCAGUCUGACCUCUCGUUUGAAGAUGCAGGAAACUUAAAGGAUUCCUUAGACAGGCGGGCAGACACCUCCCUUCGCAGGGCCUGGGAGGCUAAUACGGCCGCCCUUGGACCCGCUUUAGCCUCUUCCUGCAUCGCUAGGAAUGCAGAUACCUGGUUAACCAGACUUCUGGAGCAUGUACCUCAGACCUCCAAGUUUAAAGAAAUUAGAGAUUCUCUUACAGUCAUAGGCAGUGCGGUUGCCUAUCUUGCAGACGCAUCGAUUGAAACAGUCCGAUCCUCUGCUAAGACGGGUGCUCUCGUCAACGCCGCCAGAAGGGCGGUAUGGCUGAAGACGUGGGAAGGUGAUCUUGCUUCCAAGACCCGUCUAUGUGCCCUGCCCUUUGAAGGUACUCUUCUCUUUGGGGCAGGACUUGAUCAAGCUCUAACUAGGGCCUCAGAAAAGGGGAAACGGUUCCCCCCAAAACCUAGACCUAACAGGAGAAGAUUUUUUCGAGGCCCCCAGAAUAAAAACCGACCUUCUGACCGAAGAUCGGCCUUUAAUAAGCGUUGGAUCGCGGGAAAGGAUAAGCCAAAAGGGGGUAUCCUUUUCCCCGAUCCCAAACCCGCAGGUAAGGACUCCAAGUGA